GGCGGGGCGGAAGUGAGCAGCGGCGGCGGCGGAAGUGGCUGUGCGCGCGUCGGGGGCUCAGGAUGAAUUCCAGAGGCACUACUUCUCUGUUGAAGGAUAGUAUCUCAUUUACAGAAGUUUCAGCUUCAGGGCUAUUUGAAGGUCAUGAUCUUCUGCGCAGAGGCUUUACAAGCGUGAAAAAUGAAUUGUUGCCCAGCCACCCACUGGAGUUGACAGAAAAGAAUUUCCAGUUAAAUCAAGAUAAAACAAACUUUGCCACACUGAGAAACAUCCAAGGAAUCCAUGCACCUUUAAAGCUGCAGAUGGAAUUCAGAGCAGUGAAACAGGUCCAGCGUCUACCAUUUCUUCACAGCUCAAACAUAGCAAUGGAUAUUUUGAGGGGAAAUGAUGAAUGCAUUGGUUUUGAGGAUAUCCUUAAUGAUCCUUCCCAGAGUGAGGUUAUGGGAGAACCACACAUGAUGAUGGAGCACAAACUUGGUUUAUUGUAACAAAUUACACUUCACAAAAAUGUUUUGUGUGUGUCUUUCUAGAGCAGAUCUAAGUACAUGGUACUAAAUUGACACUCACAGUGUUAAGCAGAUCUAGUUAUCACUUGCCUUCCUUAAUGAAAAGGCACAUUAAAUGUUUCAAGUCUCUAAAUUGUUCUGUGCUUGUUGUCAAUCAUACAAAUGUCCUGUAACUAGGUAGUUUAAAUAAUGCCUUUUCAUAAACUGCUCAGGACAAUAGCUUCUUAAAUAUGGAAAUGCUAUAUAUGUAUACAAGAAACUCAAAAUUACCCAGGCAUUUUCAAACUGACUACUGUGGUAAAUGCAUUUAAUGGCGGAGGAGGAAGGUAUUUUCUGUUCCAUAACUCUUUGUUCAUGAAAAUUUCCAUACACUUUUUAAACUGUUGAAUAAAAGUUUACUAUAAAUGC
This is a messenger RNA of Catharus ustulatus (Swainson's thrush), 914 nucleotides long. It is a transcript of the gene POMP, whose product is annotated as proteasome maturation protein. Bases 63 to 488 code for a protein of 141 amino acids. The transcript has 6 exons. The record is from RefSeq and is a predicted model, not a curated record. Gene Ontology annotation, biological process: proteasome assembly. Gene Ontology annotation, cellular component: cytoplasm; nucleus. Lineage: Eukaryota; Metazoa; Chordata; Aves; Passeriformes; Turdidae.